AUGUCAACCAAGUACGCCCUGCUCUCCCUGCCCCUCGGCGUCUUCGAUUCCAGCGACCGCGACGACGCCAUAGCAGCCCUGAGCGCCACCGUGUCUCCAGAUAACGGCUCGGUCGGUCCCUUUCGGAUCCCCGAUUUCAAGAUUGGCACCUUGGAUGCCCUGGUCCAGCAGGCCGACGACCUGGCCAAGCUCGAGGCAUCAUGCCAAGCCGUCGUGGCAAAGGUUGGCGACUCGCUGCGCCAGCUUCUCAACAAUGACGAGGAGCGACUCACCUCUUACAAAAUGGUCAACGAUAAACCGACCGACCAGUACAUCCGCGGCUUUAGCUGGAACAAGAUCCGAUACCGAGCCGACAAGUCCCUGGGAGAGCUUAUAGACACACUGCAAAAGGAGCUCGUCACCGUGGACAAUGACGUCAAAACCAAGUUUAACCAGUACAACUCGGUCAAGACGAACCUUGCGGCCUUACAACGACGCCAGACUGGUAAUCAGCCACCAAAUCCCUCACUCCCGUUGUCGAUCCUCGACUACUGGACUUCAUCAAGACAUACGAGACCUUGUCCCCAUGGUCGUCCCCGAUCUGCGGUCGAGGUGGACCACGACGACGAGUUCACCCUCUUCGCGGCCGAGACAUUCAAGAAGCACGGCCCUGACUUCAUCCACAAGUGCCGCGAGCAAAAGUGGACGCCGCGUCAGUACACGUAUGUUCAGGGCGGCCGCGAGGAGGAGCAGCGUGAGCUGGACCGGGUCACCAACGAAGAACGAAAAGUUUGCGGAGAGGCCUUGCGCUUGGGAAGGACCGGGUGGAGCGAGAGCGUCAUGGUCUGGACCCAUGUUCUGACGCUGAGGGUCUUUGUCGAAGCGGUCCUGCGCUACGGCUUGCCGCUGGACUAUGUGACGGCUCUGGUCAAGACAACAUCGAAACUGGCUCCCAAAGUCAAGUCUGCCCUGGACUUAAAUUACUCAUACCUGGGAGGCAACGCGUUUGGCCGGGACAAGCGCGGACGGGAGUACACGGCCUAUGUCUACUACGAGCUCGAGUUGCCCUGA
Messenger RNA from Hirsutella rhossiliensis, 1050 nucleotides. Its product is annotated as v-ATPase subunit C domain-containing protein. Gene Ontology annotation, biological process: proton transmembrane transport. The record is from RefSeq and is a predicted model, not a curated record. NCBI's taxonomy places the organism in Eukaryota, Fungi, Ascomycota, Sordariomycetes, Hypocreales, Ophiocordycipitaceae. Gene Ontology annotation, cellular component: vacuolar proton-transporting V-type ATPase, V1 domain. The transcript has 7 exons. The coding region runs from base 1 to 1050 and encodes 349 amino acids. Gene Ontology annotation, molecular function: proton-transporting ATPase activity, rotational mechanism.